AGGAACAGCCGCGCAGGGGAGGCGGGGCUGAAGGCGGGCCGGGGACGUGCGGCGGCGCACGGCAGGGCUCGGAGGUGCGGAAGAGCGGCCCGCGCACCGCCUGCCCUCAGGACGAGGCGUCGAAGCGCCGCUGAUGAGUCUCGCUCGGCGUGCCGCCCGGAGGCUGCUCGCCCAGGUGCACGGUGCCCCCAAAGCUGCUUCCAAGAAACUCAGCUUCUGCUGGGAAAUGGCUCGGCCCAGUUCGAACAUGGCUGAUUUCCGAGAAGUGUUUGCCAAAGCAAAGCAUAUCGCCAUCAUUACCGGAGCCGGUGUGAGCGCCGAGAGCGGCGUUCCUACCUUCAGAGGGGCCGGAGGUUUUUGGAGAAAGUGGCAAGCACAGGAGUUGGCCACUCCCGGGGCGUUUGCACGCAACCCUUCUCGCGUGUGGGAAUUCUAUCAUUACCGCCGCGAGGUCAUGCUGAGCAAACAUCCCAACGCUGCACACAUCGCCAUUGCUGAGUGUGAAAAGCGGCUGAGAAAGCAAGGCAGGAGCGUGGUGGUCAUCACCCAGAAUAUCGAUGAACUGCACAGGAAGGCGGGCACAAAGCACCUCCUGGAGAUUCAUGGAAGCUUAUUUAAAACUCGAUGCACCAACUGUGGAAAUGUGACUGCGAAUUACAAGAGUCCGAUCUGCCCGGCGUUGGCUGGGAAAGGGGCUCCAGAUCCGGAAACAGAAGAUGCCACAAUUCCAGUUGAAGAACUUCCUCAGUGUGAGGAAGAUGGCUGUUACGGCCUUCUUCGUCCCCACGUUGUGUGGUUUGGUGAAGCCCUGGAUCCAGAUGUUCUCACAGAGGUGGAGAAGGAACUCGAACUAUGCGACCUCUGCUUGGUGGUGGGAACCUCCUCCGUGGUGUACCCUGCUGCCAUGUUCGCCCCUCAGGUGUCCUCCAGAGGAGUGCCGGUGGCGGAAUUCAACAUGGAAGCCACUCCUGCUACAGACAGGUUCAGGUUCCACUUCCAGGGCCCCUGCGGGACCACGCUGCCGCCUGCGCUGGCCCGGCACGAGUCCGAGAUCAUCGCCUGAAGCGGGGCGGGGGCGGGGCGAGGCGGCGGGCCCCGAUCGCGCCAAUAAAGCCUGCAGCCGGCC
Messenger RNA from Tympanuchus pallidicinctus (lesser prairie-chicken), 1126 nucleotides. It is a transcript of the gene SIRT5, whose product is annotated as sirtuin 5. NCBI's taxonomy places the organism in Eukaryota, Metazoa, Chordata, Aves, Galliformes, Phasianidae. Gene Ontology annotation, molecular function: NAD+ binding; protein-succinyllysine desuccinylase activity; protein-malonyllysine demalonylase activity. The record is from RefSeq and is a predicted model, not a curated record. The transcript has 9 exons. The coding region runs from base 134 to 1063 and encodes 309 amino acids.